GUGGUGACUCGAGAGCUGCGCAUGACUCGGCGGGCCAUGGCGACGCGAUCGUCGGCGUCGCCGCCAACAAGCUCUUCAAGUUCAGGCGGCUGCCGUCUGCAGCCGUCGCCUGGGCUGCUGUGCGUAGCGGCGUCGCCCAGGGCCAUGGGCCUCUGGCGCCUUCGCCCUUCAUCCUCGAGCUCAGCGCCGACAACGUGCUGGGCGUGGCGGAGGGGGUCCUGGCCGUGUUCGACCCGCUCGGAGCGGCCCCCGCCGCCGCAGCGCUUGGCGCCCUGGCCUUGGCUGGCGCGGCCGCGCCCCCCGCGGGCGCCGCAGGGUCUGAUCCCCGCGUGCUGGCCACCGUCCUCGACGCGCGGGGGUUGCGGGACAUGCCUUUCAGGGGCGCUGUCAAGCGCCAGACCGAGACCCCCCGCGCCGACUGGCCCGUGAAGGGCCUAACGACCACGAUGCGGGUGCUCCACUUCAUGCUCCGCAUGGCGGGCGGGGCGACGGCAUGGCUCCACCGCUGGAUGGCCAUGAAGCAGGCCUCAGAGACGGACGACACCGACAGGCUGUACGAGACGCUGCGCCGUGUCAUCGAGACCUCGCUCUGCCACGACCAGCUGAUCAUCUGCGAGCUGUCUUCCUACGAGUUCCUAUCGCGGCAGCUGCUGAUGGUGGAGGGGCGCCUCUUUGAGGAGCGCGCGCGCAGGACUCACCCUGCGCCCAAGGCCAAGGGCCAGGCCAAGGGCGGCGCCGCGGCCGCGGCCGCCGACGUUUCCUCCGAGAUUGGCCACUUCCUCGGCACUGGAGAGACGAUGGGCAAUUUGUGCAUUUUCCCACCCGUAAUGGACUGGAUCGCUGAGCAGAUGAAGAGCGAGGCUGCCGUUGCGAAGGAACGCCGCAAGGUGACCAUCGCCAGCGUGACGUUUUUCCGCUUCCUCUUCUUCCAGUGGAUGGGCGUCGCCAUCUUCCGCUUGGUCGCGGGGCUCGUCUGCGCGCCGCCAAAGGCAGCCUCAGUGGACUACAUCGCGGGCUUGCACCGCGACUUCGAGCUGCCCGCCGCCUACUCGGAGAGAGGCCGCGAUUGCGAAGCAUCCCUCGUAGAGAUGCUCGCACAGGCACCUGGCUACGCUGGUGACAGCGGUCGAGUGCGCCCCUACAGCAUGCCGCUUGUGGCCUGGCCCGAGUCGACGAAGGCAGUCUCCACCUGCGGCGUCGUCUCCGAGGCCGACUCCAUCGUGCUGCAGGGUUGGAGGCAGAGUAUGCUGAAUCCCGAGUCGGUGGCGGCGGAGCUGCGCGAAUCGCUGGGGGUUAUCCGCCCCUAUGUCGAUCCUGAGCUGCGCUUUAAGCCGAAGUCCUACGCUGAGUUUUGGAAGCAGCUGGAGGCCCACGGCAUGAUCACCUGGCGGGUCUCCAGCGAACAGGCAUCCUUCUCUACUGGUCUCUUCUUCGCGCAGAAAUCAAACGGCAAGCUGAUGUUGGUGUUCGACACCAGGCUGGCCAACUGCAGUUUCUCGUGCCCACCGGCCACUCGUCUGCCCACGCCCAGCGCGUGGGCCAGCCGUGACUGCGACGACAGUUUUCAUUUCGCGCAGGGCGAAAUUCGGUGUGCUUUUUAUCAUUUACGACUGCCAGCUGGCAUGGGGUCGCUGUUCUCUCUGCCACCGAUAAACAACAGAUUCGUCGGCCUCAAGUCGGUCAACGGGGUUCGUCUCGGCAUCAACGACUGCGUCCAGCCUCUUGUCACGGUCGUUCCCAUGGGGUGGAGUUGGGCCCUUCACCUGUGCCAGAGUGCGCUGACGAGAGCCCUGUCGGAUGUCGGGUUCGGCCGUGACGAUAUGAUUCUGGAUGGGGGCUGCCCUCGGCCCUUGGUCGCUGAGAAGGACGCGGUGCGUGCAGGAUACGUUGGCAACUUCUGUGUCGUAUCCAAGUGUGCCGAGACAGCCACGUCCCUGGCGCGCGCCGUUGCUGACCUUCUCACGGCCCGCGGGUUGCCUGUCAUGGAAUUCCCCCCUGCGGUCAGUAAGGGGGUAUUCACGGGCUUGGAGAUCGACGGAGCCUCUGGGAUCAUUCGCGUUCGUCCUGGCCGCCUCGCUCGCACUCGUCAAGCCGUUCUCGGGCGUUUGAAGCGUGGGCGGGCCUCUGAUGGGGCCCUCAGCGCGCUCGUAGGCCACUGUACUUGGGGGAUGAUCCUGAGGCGCGACGUUCCGAGCAUCUUUAACGCGGUCUAUCGUCGAUUCAUGGGGGCUGUGGGACCUCAUCCUGGACCCCUGUGGCCCUCGGCCGUCAGGGAGUUGUCGGCUGCCGUGGCCCUCAUCCCGCUCUGGAGUGCCUCUACAAGGUCGGCCGGGUCGCCGAACGCUGGAGAUAUCGUCAUGGGGGUGCCGUGCUUGCCAGAUCACAUGCCCUUGACGUCGACGGUCGAGACGAUGCCGCCGACGGCCCCUGAGUCCAUCUACGGGGCCGAGGGUUGGAAGACCAUGCGCUCUAGCCGUCAUACCCGCCGUGGCUGCGAUAUCCUUCAGUACGAGGCGGAGGCCCUGGGGUUCAGCGCCCAUCAUGCCUCGAGGGCCCUGGGUGCUCAUCAUCAUCGCGUCGUCUGCAUCGUGGACAAUUUGGCUUUAGCUCUGUCGCUCGGCAAGGGGCGGUCUGGGAGCCGACAUCUUCUCCGCGCCCUGCGGCGGAUCGCUGGCGUGGCCCCCGCCCGCGGCCUGCGCCUGCUCGCGCGGCGGGUGCCGUCAGAGAGGAAUGUCGCGGACAAGCCGUCGAGGGACGGUUUCUUCGUCGGCCCUAGCUUCGAGGAGGUGAUCAAGGCUGCGAGGGCCAGGCGGGAACAUCCUGGUCCGCUGACGCUCCUGCGGGGCGGACUGUCGGUGCUGGAGGCCAGCGCGGUCUCGGAGUCGACGGGCAAGAACUACCACGCCUCCGCCCUCAGGUUUCUGAACUGGUGCCUCUGGACCGCCAGGGACUUCAAGAACAGCGUCGAGCUCGACGCGAUCCUCGCGGUGUUCUUCGUCCACCUCUUCCUCGACGGGUGCGACAGUGCGACGGGCCGCGUCACGAUGGCCUCUCUGAAGCACCAUCUGCCGUCGAUGCUGAUGGGCAGCCGCCCGCUGCCACGGGCCUUUCGGGCCCUUCAGGGUUGGACGAAGCUCGUGCCGCCGCAGAUGAGGCCGCCGCUGCCGAGGGUCGCGAUGUUCGCCAUCGUGGGCGCGCUGCUGUCUCAGGGGCUUUUGUCGCAGGCGGUCUUCGUGAGGAUCGCGUUCGACACGUACCUCCGCCCCAGCGAGGCCUACCGUCUCACGGCGGCCUCCCUGAUCGCGCCGAGGUCGGGCGCCGCGGAGGGCCACCAGCACCGGGCGCUGUUGGUGAACGACGCGGCGAGCGGGAGGCCUGGCAAGACGGGGGUCACCGACGAGAGCGUCAUCGUCGACGAUCCGCUCCCCUGGCCUCUCCUCGAGGCGCUUCGGCAAGGGCGCCGCGCGGAGGAGAGCCUCUGGGCCUUCACGCCGCACCAGCUGCGGCGCGCUUUCGCGGAGGCCCUGGUCCAGCUCGGGAUCUCCGACCAGCAGACCUCCCUCUACUCGCUGCGCCACGGGGGGGCCUCCGACGACCUCCUCUCGGGUCGCCGCGCGAGGAAGGAGGUCAAGGACCGCGGCAGGUGGAGGACGGACCAGUCUCUGAACAGGUACGCCAAGCGGGCGCGCAUGCAGCAGCGGCUGGGUCAGCUCGACCCCGCGCUGGUCGACUUCGGGCAGAAGGUCGAGAGCGAUCUGCUGGGCCUGAUGGGCGCGAUGGCGAGGACGGGCAUAUUCUCGCUGCCGCUGCCGCCCCUCAGGCCGGCGUCGGCGUCGGCGCCGGUGCAGGCGCCUCCCGCGAUGACCGACAAGUGGCUCUUCGUGCGAGGCGCCUGUGGCUACGUUCUGAAGGCUCUGACUGGCUGGGUGCGCGCCUCGGCUGCGCUCGGAGUCUGGGCGCCCUUGCCCUGGGACACCUGGGCGCCAGGGGCGUCGCGUGUCCGCAAGUUUGAUUCUCUGCUGCACGUGAAUA
Prorocentrum cordatum is the source of this 4032-nucleotide messenger RNA. The record is from the annotation of a GenBank genome assembly. Lineage: Eukaryota; Dinophyceae; Prorocentrales; Prorocentraceae.